Molecule: messenger RNA, 4836 nt
Organism: Salmo salar (Atlantic salmon)
Lineage: Eukaryota; Metazoa; Chordata; Actinopteri; Salmoniformes; Salmonidae
Product: solute carrier family 71 member 1
Biological process (GO): transmembrane transport
Cellular component (GO): membrane
Molecular function (GO): transmembrane transporter activity
Source: RefSeq, a predicted model, not a curated record
UGAUGCGUAAAACGGUGCCAUAAAACCACACACUGAUCCGCAGUCAGUACAUUUAGCACCAUCUCUAAUCUUCCAUCGCUGGAGUGCGCUGUCCUCGGUACAGAGGGAAUCGAGAGGACGUGUUGAUGACUUAGCCUUCCAAGGCUAAAUAAGAAGGCAUCCUGGAAGAAGCGGGUGAACCGAAGAUCCCUACGCAGCAUGGAUUCUAUGUAACUCCGGCAAAAUGUAAUGAGGAGAUGACUCCGGGAGAGAAAGAUCAACAGGGUACCAACCGUAUAGUGUUGGUCAAGAAAAUUAUCAUGAAAGAUGGGCCCACGCCGGGCCAUGGCAUUGGCAGACCCAGUGUCUCCCAUGCUGUUGUGGUCAUCUUCCUGGAGUUCUUUGCCUGGGGUCUCCUCACCACUCCCAUGCUGACAGUUUUACAUGAAACGUUUCCACAGCACACAUUUCUGAUGAAUGGCCUUAUUCAAGGUGUGAAGGGUCUCCUGUCCUUCAUGAGCGCCCCUCUGAUUGGUGCCCUGUCAGAUGUGUGGGGCAGGCGGUCCUUCCUAUUGGUCACUGUGUUCUUCACCUGCGCCCCCAUCCCGCUCAUGAGACUCAGUCCCUGGUGGUACUUUGCAGCGAUUUCCAUGUCAGGGGCUUUCUCUGUCACCUUCUCUGUCAUCUUUGCUUAUGUCUCUGAUGUCACUGAGGAGCAUGAAAGAAGCACAGCAUACGGACUGGUAUCGGCUACGUUUGCAGCCAGCCUGGUGACGAGUCCGGCCAUCGGGGCGUACCUGUCCGCGUGUUACGGUGACAACCUGGUGGUGUUGGUGGCUACGCUGGUGGCUCUGGCAGACAUCUGCUUCAUCCUGCUGGCCGUGCCUGAGUCCCUACCAGAGAAGAUGAGACUCAACACCUGGGGAGCACCUAUCACCUGGGAGCAGGCAGACCCCUUCCAGUCGAUGAGGAAAGUGGGAAAGGAUCCCACAGUUCUUCUCAUCUGUAUAACCGUGUUCCUGUCCUACCUACCUGAGGCUGGUCAAUACUCCAGCUUCUUCCUAUAUCUUAGACAGGUCAUUAACUUUUCAUCGGCAACAAUCGCAGUGUUCAUCGGGGUGGUUGGGAUCCUCUCCAUCAUAGCUCAGACACUUAUUCUGACAGUCUUGAUGAGAACUAUUGGAAACAAGAACACGGUCCUUCUGGGCCUGGGCUUCCAGAUUCUACAGCUGGCCUGGUAUGGCUUUGGGUCAGAACCAUGGAUGAUGUGGGCUGCAGGUGCAGUAGCAGCCAUGUCUAGUAUCACCUUUCCUGCAGUGAGCGCCCUGGUGUCUCGCAGUGCAGACCCAGAUAAGCAAGGUCUGGUUCAGGGGAUGAUCACUGGUAUCCGAGGCCUGUGUAACGGUCUGGGCCCGGCACUGUACGGACUUAUCUUCUUCAUGUUUAACGUAGAGCUGAACACAAUCGAUCCCAUCCAGGGAGAGUACCCCAUCGACCCUUUACCUAUUAACCCCCCGACUGAGAAAUCCUUGAUCCCCGGCCCUCCCUUCCUGCUGGGCUCAUGCACGGUGGUGGUGGCCUUCCUGGUUGCCUUGUUUAUCCCUGAGAACACCGAACCUCCGGUGGUGACCUGCGCUGACGCCAAGGAUACCUCCAUGCUAGCCGGCGUCCACAUCAACACCCCGUUACCGGGCAGCGACGAGGACACGCCAGCGCUGACCAGCGACGAGGACUUUGAGCCCCUCCUGCAGGACAGCGUUGUGUGACUGAGGGAGGGCAGCAGGUGGCUCCUGCAGAACAGAAUCGUGUGACUGAGGGAGGAUGGAGGGCAGCAGGCGGCUUUGGUAUUAUUACACCCAGCUACGGGUACCACGCCCCCCAUGUAGCCUACGUAUCCCCAACGGAGAAGAGGGAGAGAGGCCUAGCUAACAAACCUCAAUAUUGUGUGCAACUCUGCACUGCACAACCAACCGGUCCCCGCCCCUGUCCCAUAGGAACUAGUAUUUUCUUUUAGGAGGAUUGGAUUUGCUGUUUAUGAUGUGAUCUUACAGGGGAUGUUUUUUUGGUUUUUACCUCUAGGACUCUAAGUUUUAAUUCUGAAGGGAGCGAUAGCGAAGAUGGCGGACCCAGCGGGCAAAACUGGUUACUGGUUGGUAUCUGGUGCCAUUUCAACCAGAUUUGCCCGCUGGGGAGAUUGAGUUGUUCAGUAGAGGUAGAAGGGAAAGAGCUUGCUGUGCCCGGAAUUUGAUUGCUUUAACGAAUCUUCAAGCUCAGCAUUUACUGUAGUCCUCACCUAAUGGUACCUCAAUACAAGGAGGCUUGAACCGAAUCUGUGAAGUGCAAGGAGAUAUGUGCCAGUAGUCAGUCAACAACACUUAAAAUAUUUACUUAGAAGACUUGUUCACUACGAGCAGCCAUAAGAUUACGACAUUAUAAAAGGGAUGAGAUAUAUACUGUAAGUCCGAUAUUUCAUGGGAGCUUCUGUUCACAAGCCUUACAACAACUCAUAUCAUUCAGAGAGCAGUUAUCAUAUCAUUGUCUUAUAACUGGUGGGGAAACAUGGGAGAUUAGGAUGGGAUAUAGGAUAUUUGACAUAGGAAGAUUAGAUCUUGGUGUAAUUUUUACUCCCAAGAUCUCAACUUCUCACUUUAUUGUGCAGAGUUUUGGUACUUGAACCACUGGUCCUAGAGUAACUGCUAAAAGUGUUCCUGUAUAUUGAGAACAUGGAACUAUUUAAGAUAUUCACUGGAUGUGGCAUCCUGUCAGUAGGAGGCAGUGCUGAGGUGUGGAUGAUGCCAUUAGGUUAUGGUUGUCAUGGUUUUAUGCAGUGCUCUGCAGUUUCUGUUCAGUCUGCAAAAUCUUGAUUGCUACUGUACUAAAAAGGGUUUUUAUCUUAAAAUAUAUGAUGUAUUUUAUUUAUAUUAUCCAUACUGUAAAAAUAAUAUUGCUAACGUUCUGCAACAUAUUGACAGAAAUGUCUAGGCUACUCUGGUAGUAAUAAUAAUGUAUUUAACUUAGAGGAACAAGUUGUUACUGGUUCUUUUUGUAAUUUUUGGGCGAAUUUUUUUAAAUCUUUUUUUUUAAGUAUAACCUUAUCCUGAAAUAUAUUUUGGGGGUGGACAUUUUUUUUUGGGGGGGGGGAGGUGACAAAAUCAUGACUUUCAAUCAUUUUUUUUUUUCUUUCACUAAAUAUGUCCCAGUGUUGCAAGCUACCUCAGCUUUAAAAAUUACUUAUUUUGAAGUCUGAUUUUAACGUGGUUUAACCAUCAUCUGCAAAAUCAUCGUUAGCUCAAAUAGUUUUCACCCCCCAAGAGUCAAACUUAGCUAACCCGGGGUUUAUAAAAUAUAAAUUAAGAGAAAGCAAUUUGACCUGAUCAAAUCCAUUAGGGGCACAUUUUUAUUGUACAUAAUGAUUAUUUUCUGUGAGGUUGUCACAAUGUGUAAAUGUUCAUAUUUUAUAUGUACAUACUGUAUUGAAUUAAAGGUAUUAGCCUGUAUACCUACAGGUUACGCUUUUAAAACUAAUAUUUACCCCUCAUGAACAACAACGCCAAGUUGUUUUCCCUAAUGUGAAUGAGGAAGUAGUUUGUCUAGACCUACAGCUGUAUGUAAAGGUACUCAAUACCCAUGUCAAGUUGAGUAUGUACUGAAGGAGAUUCCUGUUUGGAUGCAUAAUGCAUGAAUAGUGACUAGCUGUCCAUGGAUCUUUUUAAGAGUAUAGUAUUAGAAAGCUCACAAAAUGUGUUGUACCUGAAUGUGAACUUUUAAAAGUAUUUAUAUUCCUCAAAAAGUGGCUAUGGGGACAGAAAGACACAGCUACACAUGUCUUCCUGUCUGUCCCUGAAAUGAAACAAUAAACAAUAUAUUAGGUAUACAGUUGAUUGGUUAUUGGUUGUGCUCAGACAGAGAUUGUGAGUGCUUCUGCUUUCCCCUGACGGUUUGCCAGUCAUUUCCUUGUUCUCUAAGGUACAUGUACGCAGGUUCCUAUCAGCGAGGGAAAUGAUUGAAGUGAGCAGGAGAAGGUAAAGCUUCCUAUCUGUCACCUCCAACCCCAAUCCUGUUGUGAAGUAUUUUGACCAAGAAUCCAUAAAUUGAUGUCAGAAGGUCAACAGCUACUUUCGUCAGUGACUGUUGUUGAAUUUCCUCCAGUGUUAUAUUGUACCCGCCUGUAAGAGUAAAAAGGAAUUAUUAUUAUUAUUAUUAUUAUAAAUUCUAUGAUGAAGACUAUUGUAUUGUAUAUGUUAUGGAAAAGUAUAUCGGAAUGGUUACAAUACAUAUCUCUAGGACUGCUAUAUUUUGGGAACACGUUUAGAAAUUCAUUGCCCACAAAUCUGAAAUGCACCCCAUGAAGUAUUUUUCUUAUUUUGUGUAACAUGAUGAUGAUUUUGUUAUCAUAGUUGCACAUCAACUUCAUAGUUGUGUUUGUAUGAUGAUGAUUUAUAACUGAGACAACAUAUUCCACCAUGUGCUCUUUAUGUCUGUAUCUACACCCAGCAUCUUUGAGAGGAUUAUUAUACAAACGUGCCUAACAAGUGAACAUGUUCAUUUCUGAAGAUAAGACAAAUGACUAUAGCUUUGUCUCAAACUGGCACCCUAUUCCCUUAUUAGUGCACUCCUUUUGACCAGGGCCCCAUCGGGCUCUGGUCAAAACUAUUACACUAUAUAGAGAAUAGGGUGCCAUUUGGGAUGCAGCCUAACGGUGUACAUGAAGUGGAAGUUAUUGCUCAUGAUAACCCAAACAAAUGAAAUAUAAACGGGCUAUGUAUAUAUACCUCUUAAGUCUUGUCUUGGGAAAAAAGGAAAAAGGUUGAAUUGUAAUAAUAAAAAAACAUGACCUAAGUCAAGUAAUGUAACCUA